Messenger RNA from Suricata suricatta (meerkat), 2721 nucleotides. RefSeq names its product intercellular adhesion molecule 2 (gene ICAM2). The record is from RefSeq and is a predicted model, not a curated record. Gene Ontology annotation, cellular component: membrane. Gene Ontology annotation, biological process: cell-cell adhesion. The coding region runs from base 16 to 945 and encodes 309 amino acids. Lineage: Eukaryota; Metazoa; Chordata; Mammalia; Carnivora; Herpestidae. Gene Ontology annotation, molecular function: integrin binding. The transcript has 4 exons.
AGAUAAUGAGAGGAAAUGUGGUCACUGGCUCAUAGAAGGCCAGGGUUCCGGGCUGCAGCUCUAGGCCACCACUCCCUGACCUACGUCCACCAUCUCUCUCCAGGCAGCCCUCAGCUGGUCCCCAGGAGCCUGUGGAUGCCGCACAAGAUGUCCCCUUUUGGUGCCUGGGGCCUGCCCGCUGCCCUUCUCACCCUGUGCCUCUACCCAGGGCCUGCUGAGAUGUUUGAGGUACACAUACAUCCAGAGAAGCUGGUCUUGGAGCCCGGAGGGUUCGCGAUGAUCAACUGUAGUACCAGCUGUGCGCAGCCUGACAACAGUGGUCUGGAGACCACCCUAACCAAGACUCUGGUGGGCCAAGGAACUCAGUGGAAGCAGUACUUGGUUUCCAAUGCCUCCCAGGACACAGUCGUCUACUGCUACUUCACCUGCUCUGGGCAGCAGAAGUUGAAGGAUCUCAACAUCAGCAUGCUCUACCCUCCAAAGCAAGUGCUGCUGAAGCUGAAGCCCACUUGGGUGGCUGUGGGGGGAUCCUUCACCAUUGAGUGUUGGGUGCCCACCGUCACAGUACCCCUUGGGAGCCUCACUCUCACCCUGUUCCGUGGUAAGGAGGCCAUGUACAACAAGACCUUUAACAUGAUGACACUUGGCCCCCAAGAGGCCACAGUCACCCAUAGCGCCAAGGCUCACAAGGAAGACGGACGCCACAAUUUCUCCUGCCAGGCAGACCUGGACCUGCGGUCUCAUGGUCAGAACAUCAUUCACAGUGUCUCGGAGCCCCAGAUGCUUGUGGUCUAUGAUCUCACGCCAGACAACCAGAUGGUCGUCAUCAUCACAGUGGUGUCCGUGCUGCUGUUCCUGUUUGUGUUAUCCAUCCUCCUGUGCUUUGUCUUCGGCCAGCAUUGGCGCCAGAGGCGGAUGGGCGUCUAUGGGGUACAAGGUGCUUAAAGGGACCUGAAUCGGGCCUACUGGGCACCGCCUACACGAGUGGUGUGGGCACCACCAUGGCAGCCACUGGAACUUAGCGUGGUUCCUCAGGGUUGUGAAACCCUGAGUCCCUGGCUACAGGACUCUAAGGAGCAGCAGAGGACUUUGGGGGCCAUUUCCUCUUCUAGUCUGAAUAUACACACCUGGACUUCGCCCUAUGCCUCAAUGUCUUCUGGGAUAAAACUCAACGGCCAGGAAGGGCACCCAUCAGGACUGGACUUCUCUCUCCAAAUGUCUCCUAAGUCUCCCUCUGCCCAUUCCUUCACAGGGGCCUACCAGAGCCCUAGCCAGCCCAGGCCCUGGGGUGCCCCCAGGCUGACCAGCCCAGGCACCAGGCACCCAUCCUCAUGGAGCCCUGAGUGACUAACUUCUGAGGGAGGAUGGGGGAGGCACACCCUCAUCCAGAAGGGCAGAGAGACAUUCUGUUCCUACUUGGCCCUCUGGGAACAGGACAUGGCUCUGACUUCUUUCUGCCAAAAGAACCAGCUUCCUGGGGUGAGGGUGGGGCCCAAGGGAACUGGCUCAGCUCCAGGACCUUCUGAGCCAGGCCUCUCCCCCAUCACUCUGGGCCUUCAGAGAGCCUCAGACAAUGAAAGCAGCCCCCUCCUCACCUGCUCCAUCAUUAGGCCAUCAAGACCCCCAGCCCUAGCCAUCCCAGAGAGGGGUGAGUGGAGGUCAAGGGAGGGCUCUGGUUCCCAGACCACUGUGGCUUCCCAGUCCUGGACGAUGCUUAGAGGGACCCUUACUCCAGAGCAGAUAUCAGGUCAGUUCAAGGUCUCAGUGGGGUGAAGAGUAUAUUGAUGUACCCAGGAGAGGGCCUGGCUGCAGCUGAGGGAGGAAAAGGGCUGCUGGGCAUGGUGCAGAGUCACAAGCACUAGAGGGGACUUGGGGGCUCCAGGGCUCUUUCCAGUCCCGGGGCUGACAUCUGUCCUCAUGGUAGGCUCUCAGCAUCAUAGUAGUCUGGGGAGAGAACAGUACCUUCACCUUGGCUCCCUCCUGCCUCACUGGACCCCAAGGAGGGAAAGGGAAAGGGACAGGCCAGUUGCCUAUAGUAGUGAUGGUAGGAGCUCCCCACCCCCAAAAUGGCCCUCCUGGCCUCCUGACCACCCCCACCCCCGGCCUGGGCUUGGGCCCCACUGCCCACCCACCCUGCCCCUACCUGAAGCCGGGGGUACAUCCGCACCCACAGUCCCUGUGGCACUGGGGGGUGGCGGUGGGGGGAUGGCUCUCCUGAGAUGGAGAAAAGAAAGACCCCCCCCCAUAAGAAGUGGUCUCUGGGGUCUCACCCACAAGUAUCUCCACCCCACCCCAGCCCCUGGUGAGCUCUUCCAGCCCAGCCCCAGAGCAGGGCCCUGGCAAUGCCCAGAUACCCCCAGCCUCACUUACGACCCUCUUCUCCCAGGGGCAGGAGGGCCGUGCUGAAUCCUGGACGUGUCCUGCAAGUAAGCCUGAUGUGGGGGCGGGGAAAGAAAAGGGACUGGCCAGGAGAGCAGGGGACCCACACUGGGCAUCGGCCAGGGGAGGUAGUGGUGGUGGAACACCAAAGGUCCUUCCUCCUGGGCUUGCAUCUCCUCCUCCUCCUCAUACUCUUCUUGUUGACCCUCCAGGUAGACCUGGGGAUUGUGGGAACAGGGGAGGAGAGAUGGUGAUACCGGAUCCAGCUCUCCCUCCCCCCACUGCUCUGUUCCUCUAAUUUCUUCUCAUAAAAUGGAGCAUUGACUACAUGCAAGCAAGGUA